AUGCCCCCCAAGGCGACCCCGAGCGUGUCACCCGAGGCCGCUGCGCAGAUCGAGCUCUUCAAGUCCAUUGGACUGACCCAGGCGAAGGCUGCAGAAGCCGCAAAGAGCCCAAAGAGCGCAGGGAUAUUGACCGAGUUGAUCGAGAAACAUGAUUUAGUAAAUAAGGAGUUAGAAGAAAAGCAGGCGGGUCUCGUAGCGGCGCUCGCUGUUCAAGGCGGGAAGGUCGGGGAAGCAGAGAGGGGCUAUGUGCUCGGUGCGGUUCUGGAUGGACGACUGAAGAGCGUUGAUCAGGUGAACGCUGCUACGAAAUAUCUCGAAUCGCAUCCGCUCCCCGUGGACACCAAGGCCUUCGAUGAACAAUGCGGCGUUGGCUUCAGCAUCACGCCCGAGGAGCUGUAUACAAAAGCCUUGGAGUACAUCAAGACCAAUGCGGUGUCGGGGUGGGCGAACCUCGGUGCCGUCAUCGGCAACUUGAAAACCUCUCCGGAGCUUCGAUGGGCAAACCCUCUCGAGCUGAAGAACACCGUGGAGCGCGCCUUCUCAGAGUCAUUCGGCGCAAAAGAAGCCGCAAAGCCCAAAGCCAAGGUCAGUGCAUUUAAGGACAGCGUACCCAAAGCUAAAACGGCAGAUUCCUCAGCAGGCUCGGCUUCCACGAGCACCAAGGUCGUCUUCGAGGAGGGUUUCCUCGGAAAGCUCCACAAGCCGGGCGAGAAUCCACAGAUUAACGCUGGGCUUCGUGAUGCCCACCUCGCUGCCACGGGUGGACUCGUCUACACACGCUUCCCUCCAGAACCCAAUGGGUUCCUACACAUCGGUCACUCCAAGGCUAUUUUCGUCAGCUUUGGGUACGCCGCGCAUCAUGGGGGGAAAUGUUACUUGCGAUACGACGAUACCAAUCCCGAAGCCGAGGAGGGGCGAUACUUCGAGAGCAUCUUGGAAAUGGUGCGAUGGCUGGGAUACGAACCCUGGAAGAUCACGUAUUCGAGCGAUUACUUCGAUCGGCUCUACGAGUUGGCGGUGGAGCUUAUUCGGCGGGAUAAAGCAUACAUCUGCCAUUGUACAGGCGAGGAGAUCCACGCGCAUCGUGGUGGGGACGAUGGAGGUCCACGAACUGCUUGCAAGCAUCGCACAAGGCCCGUUUCCGAGUCCCUGCAGGAGUUUGAGAACAUGAAAAACGGGAAUUACAAGCCCGGAGAGGCGAUCCUUCGCAUGAAGCAGAAUUUAGAGGACGGGAACCCGCAGAUGUGGGACCUCAUCGCAUACCGGGUUUUGCUCGCUCACCAUCAUCGGACGGGGGACAAGUGGAAGAUAUAUCCCACGUAUGACUUCACGCACUGCUUGGUCGAUAGCUUCGAGAACAUCUCACAUUCGCUCUGCACAACUGAGUUUAUCGCAUCACGGGUCUCCUACGAAUGGCUUUGCGACGCGGUAGAAGUCUACAAACCAAGACAGUCGGAGUUCGGUCGACUGAAUCUUCAGGGCUCUGUUAUGUCGAAGCGCAAAAUCCUCGCCCUCGUCAACGAGGGUUACGUGCUCGACUGGGACGACCCUCGCUUGUACACCCUAAUUGCCCUUCGGAGACGUGGCGUGCCCCCUGGGGCUAUCACUUCUUUCGUCAGCUCUCUUGGGGUCUCUACCGCGCCUUCGAACAUCCAGCUCGCUCGGUUCGACCAGUCCGUUCGUCAGUAUCUCGAGAAUACCGCGCCCCGGCUCCUCAUGGUACUACGUCCUCUGAAAGUGACGAUCGAGAAUUUGCCAGAGGGUUAUGCCCUCAUGGUCGAGAAGCCUUUGCACCCGAAAGUUCCAGAACUGGGGACAACGACGAUUCCGUUCACGCGCACCGUGUACAUCGAUGAGGACGAUUUCCGCGUUCAGGAUUCUCCAGACUACUUCCGUCUCGCGCCUGGAAAGACCGUCGGCCUCUUCCAGGCCCCUCAUCCGAUCACUUGUACCUCGUACAAGACGGACCCUUCGACCGGGGCUGUCACCGAGUUGAUUUGCAAGCUCGAGGAUGGUAAGGACGGUGCGGCGGUGAAGAAGCCGAAGGCGUUCAUUCAGUGGGUUGCGGAGCACGCACCCAGCGGAAGCCCAGUCCGCGUCGACGAGACCCGCAUCUUCCACCGGCUAUUCAAGAGCGACAACCCGCUCGCUGCUGUGCCGGACUUCAAGGCGGAUGUGGAUCCCAACAGCCUGGAAAUCGUGAAGGGUGCAAUGAUCGAGAGUGGGUUCUGGACCUUGGCAAAACGAGCAUACGCAGCUGCGAAGAAAGAAAGCGUGGAGCGGACGGAGAAGGCGCUGGAGGAGAAUCCCGGCGCAAGUGGUGGGGAUGCCGCACACCGUGGGGAUACACCGGUGGCGACGAGCGAGCAGCUGGUGGGGAAUGAGUGCGUGAGGUUCCAAGGCUUGCGUGUGGCAUAUUUCGCGCUCGAUAAGGACGCGAGAGCGGCGUGCCUCGACGAACCGGGUGCGAGUUCCCCUGGACGAAGGCAGGGUGACUACAUUGUGUUAAAUAGGAUCGUCAGCCUGAAGGAGGAUUCGGGUAAGACAGCAUGA
This is a messenger RNA of Heterobasidion irregulare TC 32-1, 2553 nucleotides long. RefSeq lists its product as uncharacterized. Gene Ontology annotation, biological process: translation; glutaminyl-tRNA aminoacylation. Gene Ontology annotation, cellular component: cytoplasm; cytosol. The record is from RefSeq and is a predicted model, not a curated record. NCBI's taxonomy places the organism in Eukaryota, Fungi, Basidiomycota, Agaricomycetes, Russulales, Bondarzewiaceae. Gene Ontology annotation, molecular function: glutamine-tRNA ligase activity; ATP binding. The transcript is spliced from 6 exons. Bases 1 to 2553 code for a protein of 850 amino acids.